This is a messenger RNA of Carica papaya (papaya), 2497 nucleotides long. It is a transcript of the gene CCR4, whose product is annotated as CRINKLY4 related 4. Gene Ontology annotation, molecular function: ATP binding; protein kinase activity. Gene Ontology annotation, biological process: protein phosphorylation. The record is from RefSeq and is a predicted model, not a curated record. Lineage: Eukaryota; Viridiplantae; Streptophyta; Magnoliopsida; Brassicales; Caricaceae.
AAACCGCGUUUCUCAAAAUCCAUCCUAACACACCCUUAAAAACUUGCUAAAGAUUGCACAACAAUCAUCCAGAUCAAGCAAAAAUUACCUCUAGAAAAACCCACCUUCUCCUUUCUUAAUCCCGCCAUGAGAAUACCAGAAACCUUGACCUGUUUCUAUGGCUUCUGAAACUUUCUUCUGUUUCCUCUUUCUUCUAUUCUUCUCUGUUUCUACUGUUCCGUCAGGCUUUACUCUCUCUACUGUAGCCAUUUCCGAAACUUCGAACCAGACACUGGUUUGUGCGUUAAACCAGGAAACAUCACUUGUCUGUUCCAGUUUUCCACAGGGAAUACAGAUUCCCGUCAACCCCAACGCGUCAUUUUCUGCGAUCGUCGCAGGAGAUGGGUUCGUCUGCACGUAUUCAUCUUCCUCGGCUUCUUCAUCUAUUCAUUGCUGGAGAUUUUCUGCAAAUGGUACUAACAUGACCCACAAGCGAAUCCAUCAGGGUCCUCGAUUAAACGAACUCGAAGCCGGAAACUCCCACAUUUGUGGCCUUUUUAAUGGGACAAGUCGACUAGAAUGCUGGCAAUGGUUGGGAUUCAACUCCUCCAUGGCUCCAAGCUUCUCGAACCUCGCUGUUGGUGAGAAUUUCGUAUGUGGGUUAUUAGAAACCGGAAAGGUUAGCUGCUUGGGAGAUGCUAAUAGCACAUCUAUAGAGAAUGAGCUUCGCCGGAAUUACAGUGCGAUUACCGCCGGAUUCCGGCACGUCUGCGCCCUUAGUUUAGAGAAUGAUUUGGACUGUUGGGGGGCAGGCGUUAAACCAGAAGGCAAGUUCACGGCAUUGGCCUUAGGAGACGACCGCAGCUGCGCGUUGACGUGGCUUGACGGAACCGUCGUCUGCUGGGGCAGCAAUAAUUUCAGCUUGCCGGAGAGUCUACGAACGAUUCAUUUCAGCAAGAUUGAAGCAAAGCGCAGCGUUUUUUGCGGAGUUGCGGCGGAGAAUUUCUCUCUGUACUGUUGGGGUGAUAAGAGAUUUGAGCCGAGUUUCAUGGUUUUUGACAGAGUAAUGCCAGGACCGUGUAGAAGUCAAUGUCCUUGUGGUCCUUUACCUGGGUCUGGUUCCUUUUGCAGCAGUGGAUUAAUUUGCCGACCUUGCGAGAGGCAGAUUCAGAUUCCACCGGCGGUCCCCAUUACGCCGCCGCCGCCGCCGCCGCCGCAUCUGAAAUACAAAGCCACGGUUUGGAGUAGAAAGAUGGUGGCUUUCUUGGUUUUGGGGUGUAUUGGGUCCUUGUUUAUGCUGUUGGUCUUUGUCUUCUUUCUCAUCCGGUGUUGCAAAACCAGAGGCUGCCGCAUCCAUGACUCUGGCCGGUUAGACCAGAUUGGCACGCAACCAAACCAUGGCUCGAACCAGGUACAAAACCCACAAACCCAAAUACAAAACACACCUGUAGUUGUUCUUGAGAAACGGCUCAGCCAGUUAGCUAGCAUGGGAAAUGCAGGUCAACUCGUUGAAUUUUCCUUGCAAGAACUCCUGGAAGCUACCAAAAACUUCUCUGAGGAAUGCAAGAUCGGGUCAGGUAGUUUUGGGUCGGUCUAUCGUGCAGUGUUAUUAGACGGGCUUGAAGUUGCUGUUAAACGUGCUGAGACAUCAAACUCCUCUUCCCAUUUUUGGAGCACCAAACGACAAGAAGAUAAAAACAAAGCUUUCAUUAACGAACUCGAAUCCUUGUCACGAGUUAACCACAAGAAUCUAGUUCGGUUACUGGGAUUCUGCGAAGAUAAAAAUGAACUUGUUUUGGUGUAUGAAUACAUGGAGAAUGGAACUCUCCAUGACCAUCUCCACAAGCUUCCCAAUUCACCAUUGAGGUCCUGGAGCAAGCGAAUAAAGAUGGCACUUGACGCAGCAAGAGGAAUUGAGUACCUGCACGAGUACGCAAUCCCUCAUGUGAUCCACCGUGAUAUCAAGUCAUCAAACAUCUUACUUGAUGCCAUGUGGACAGCCAAGGUGUCUGAUUUCGGACUCUCCUUGAUGGGUCCUGGCGAGGGCGAGUCACAUCUCUCCCUUCGUGCUGCCGGAACCGUCGGAUACAUGGACCCUGAGUAUUACAGAUUGCAACAGUUGACCAACAAGAGCGAUGUGUAUAGUUUGGGUGUGGUUUUAUUAGAGUUAUUAUCUGGGUGUAAGGCGAUUCACAAGAAUGAAAAUGGAGAUGCAAGGAAUGUUGUAGAUUUUGUUGUACCAUAUGUUGUGCAAGAUGAGAUUCAUAGGGUAUUAGACCCAAAAGUACCACCACCUACACCAUACGAAAUUGAGGCAGUGGCUUAUGUAGGAUACUUGGCAGCAGACUGUGUUACCCUAGAAGGUAAGGAGCGACCAUCCAUGACUGAGAUUGUAAAUAGCUUAGAAAAAGCAUUAACUGCUUGUUCAAUGUCUCCGCCACCAUCUCCCUUGCUCUCCCGAGCCACAACUCGCUCAUCUGUGUAAUCAUCUUGAAUCGAUUAUCAAGAUUCUUGGCCA